Dalotia coriaria is the source of this 396-nucleotide messenger RNA. It is a transcript of the gene RpL29, whose product is annotated as ribosomal protein L29. Gene Ontology annotation, biological process: cytoplasmic translation. The coding region runs from base 126 to 347 and encodes 73 amino acids. Gene Ontology annotation, cellular component: cytosolic large ribosomal subunit; ribosome. Gene Ontology annotation, molecular function: structural constituent of ribosome. Lineage: Eukaryota; Metazoa; Arthropoda; Insecta; Coleoptera; Staphylinidae. The transcript has 4 exons. The record is from RefSeq and is a predicted model, not a curated record.
GAUAAUAAAGUUACCAGCGCUGCCAACUGCUAUGUUUCUCUCUUUCUACUACGUCGAUCACCCGACAUCUCUUUCUAUUUCAAGCCGUUAACGGAUAACUUGCUUGAGAUUUGUUGUAAUACAAAAUGGCCAAGUCAAAGAAUCACACAGCGCAUAACCAGAACCGCAAGGAUCACAGGAAUGGCAUCAAGAAGCCAAAGAUCCCCAGGCAUGAAGCCACUUUGGGUAUGGAUGCCAAAUUCUUGAAGAACCAGAAGUUCUCCAAGAAGCACAACCUGAAGCCUGCAGCACAAUUGAAGGUCGCGGCUGAGAGGAAGGCCAAGCGCGAGUCUAAAUCCAAGAAAUAGACUCCCAAUUUAAAACUAAAUAAAACUUAUUUUUAAGUUAACUAAACAA